Mauremys reevesii (Reeves's turtle) is the source of this 3174-nucleotide messenger RNA. Its product is annotated as C-type lectin domain family 2 member E-like. Lineage: Eukaryota; Metazoa; Chordata; Testudines; Geoemydidae. The transcript has 7 exons. Bases 1 to 831 code for a protein of 276 amino acids. The record is from RefSeq and is a predicted model, not a curated record.
AUGGCAUCAUUUUUGGUGGAAGAAGAGGCUGUGGUGUGUUGCAAGCCCAGGCGCUGCAAUCAGUCUGUGGUGGAGACGCUGCCGCCCGGGAGGAAGCUGCUUCACAGUGUGAUACAAACAGCACCCAGUGACUGCAGGUACCAGAACAACUCCAUGCAGCUGUCGCAGACCAAAAGAGCCAAGAUGCCACAUGGGAGGCCAGAUUCGAUGGGCAGUUUUGAGGACGACUGCGAGAGGGAUUAUGAGAACAUCGAUCCCAAUCAGCCACCACCCCAGCCUCAGAUGCAGCCCCAGUGGCAAGCAAAGGCAGAGCCAGCUGUCUCCACCCCGAAGGCAGCAGAGCAGAGAGGCUGUGGGAGAAAAUCCUUGGGCAUCCUCUACGCCCUGGUGGGGGUGUCUCUGCUGGUGUCAACAGCUGCCUUCUUGCUCAUACUCCUGAAAUGGAUCCCGUGCUGCCCGCAUGGCUGGGAGGAGUUCCAGAAGAAAUGCUACUUUUUCUCCCUUGAAAAGGAGCCCUGGGAAAUGGCCAGGAACUCGUGCAGCACCCGCAGUGCAGAGCUAGUUGUCAUCAGCAACCCGUGGGAGCAGGCCUUCCUGACAGUGGGGAUCAAUUCUGUUCACCACUGGAUCGGCCUGAGCCACAAAGGCGCAGAAGGAAACUGGACGUGGGUGGAUGGCUCACAGGUAUCAUACAGAUCUUCAGGGAUCCCCAGUGUUAACACUCAACGCUGCGUCCAUCUCACAGGGGAUGCCAGAGGCAACUGGAGCAGCGCAGUUUGUGGGAAUCACUAUAACUUCAUUUGUGAAAGAGCCGGGCCCUUUUGUGUGUAAUUUUCACCUUUGAAAACAUUUUGCCGUUUUGAGGUUUAUUUUCUUUAAGCAGCCAAUAAAAGCCAACAGAGCCCUGGCCGCCUUCAUGGCUAGCUCACCUCGCUGAACGCGACCAGGCUGGGUCGGAGCUACUGAAUACGGUGAGAUCUAGAGGACUUUCAACUGUCAACCUCCCUCCUAGCUGAGCAAAACCCAAUGUCUAGCUGAGAGACUGCCAGACCUGGGUCCUGCUCAGAGCUCUGCACUUGCUGUGUGACCUGGCACAGGUCAUGUAAGAUCCAGGCCCGGUGCUGAGUACCACUGACUGCCACUAAAGUCAGAAGUGGUCAGCUCCUGGCACGAUGAGACCCACAAUCCCUCUGUUUCUCCCAUCGCUCUCCAGAGUCCCUCGUUCCCACUAGGUUUAGUUCCCAGGGUACUUCACUAAUUGGCUGUGCUAGCAUUUAAAUCUGAAGCCCAAAGGAGUCUGCUUAUGAGGUUACAGGGAGUUCUGUGCACUGAGGGCAGGGAUCCCCCAGCAGUUCCAGUUUCCUGCAGGAGUAUCAGGUUCAUGCGUCUCCCUAGCCAGUGGAGAGAACAUCUGUGUGAAUCUGGGUUCAGCUCACUGGGUGCUCAGAACUGUGCAGAAAUCCCUCUUCUACUGCAGUGAACAGUGCUCUAAUCCUGUCUGAUCCUGGACACCCCCUGCUCGCCCCUGCCAGUCCCCAAGUACCUCCUGCCAGGGGCUGCCCACAGCCAGCGGCACUAGACAAGAUGAGGCUUUUAUCCAUCAGUAAGUCACCCACCUGAAGUCACAUAGCAAGUCAGUGGAAGGAUUGGGACAAGAACCCAAGAAUCCAGACACCCAGCUCCCCUCUCCUCCUCCCCUACCCACUCUAAGUACUAGGCCUUGUAUACACUACAAAGUUUUGUCAGCAAAAGUUAUGCUGCUUUAAUUAAAAUUGCUGUUGCAUGUCCACACUAGCUCCUUGUGUCAGCAGAGUGCGUCCACACGAUCAGCUCUUGCAUCGACAAAGAGAGCAGAGCACCAUGGGUAGCUAUCCCACUGUGCAACUGGCCGCACAGUGCUUUGGGAAGGAUUUGCAAUGCCUCAUGGGGCAGGUACAGCAUCACAUGUUGCAGGUUUCUCAAUCUCAUCCUUCCGGGAGCAUCCUGGUAGAUUGUCAGCUGCUUUUUCGACUGAAGUGUGGGGGUGGGGGGGGAGGAGUGAUGUGUCUGGGGCGGAGGAGACAGCAGGCCUAUCUUGCAGCAGGGAGAGAGGGACACCUCCCCACACAUCAGCCCCCGGCUCUGCUCGGCACAGCAGUCACUCCCAAAGCAGCCUGCUCUGCCUGCCUAUGGUUCUGUGAUUCCCUCCGAGAGCGGCAUCCUGAGCAGCUGUGUGAGCUCUCCCUGCUGAGGAGUGUCAAAAUAGCGCAGCAAUUCCCCCUCCUGGCAGCAGCAGCCUGCCUGUGUUCCUAGUGCAGAGCAGAACAGGAGCAUUCCACAUGAAUUUGCUCUUUGUUCCCCAAAUGGGGCAGCACACUCAGCUGUCAGUAGGGAGACCAGACAGCAAGUGUGAAAAAUCGGGAGGGGGUGGGGGGUAAUAGGAGCCUAUAUAAGAAAAAGCCCCAAAUAUUGGGACUGUCCCUAUAAAAUCAGGACAUCUGGUCACCCUAGCUGUCAGGGGCUUUGAAAGGGCAGCUUUUGCCGACAAAACUUUGAAGUGUAGACAAGGCCUUAGACCCCACUCCCCUCCCAGCAUUGGGGAGAGAACCGAGGAGGCCUGACUCCACUCAAGCACACUGCCUCGCCUCUACAUCAUGCUGAGCAUGCCCCUGCCACAGCCUGUCUGUCUCUGGCCCUUUGCCUGCACGUGGAGGCCACCCCACCCCGGCAUCCCAGAAGGACAGUGUGUGAGACUCGAGCCAAUAUCUGGGGGAAGAAUCCAACAGCGGCGCUGUUAGAGGGAAUGGCCACACGGUGGCGCUGUUACUCUAGGAGUGGGGCAGAGGCAGCUGCAGAAUAUAUUCCCAGCUCCCCUCCGCAGGGCUACACCUGACACAGGUCUGAACAUCCAGGGGCUCCCUGAUCCCCAGCGUCUUCAGAAUGACCAUUCUCCCAGCCCGUUGCUUUGCCCCCUCUUCGCAUCCCUCCACUGCACCCCCCUUCCUCAUACCAAACACCAGCUGCUCCUCUUUGCCCUCAGCUAGAGCAAGGGGAAAUUCUCCAGCUGAAUCUUUUUUUCUGGAAAAAACCAAAGAUCCGGUGACUGGGCGAAUUUGAGUCCUUACACUGAAUUGUUGGAUUUGGGAGGGGGGCGGGGAAUAGGCAAAAGUUUAAACAUUGAUCGUUGCAGUUGGA